Molecule: messenger RNA, 462 nt
Organism: Echinococcus granulosus
Lineage: Eukaryota; Metazoa; Platyhelminthes; Cestoda; Cyclophyllidea; Taeniidae
Product: Putative aminopeptidase
Exons: 2
Coding region: 1-462 (153 amino acids)
Biological process (GO): proteolysis
Cellular component (GO): cytoplasm
Molecular function (GO): metalloaminopeptidase activity; manganese ion binding
Source: RefSeq, a predicted model, not a curated record
AUGUUGGUGUACUUGACUCACAAGGGUGCUUCACCGAUGGACACAACACUCUUUCUGAUCAACAAGGGUAUCACCUGCGGCACUGGUAAAAUGGAUUUGAAUGCGGGCGGCGCGAUGGCGGGUAUGCACCUGGACAAGAGCGGGGCCGCAGCAGUGGCAGGUUUUUUCAGGAUCUUCAGUCUACUCAAACCGCAGGGUCUAUCGGUACAUGGUGCAAUGGCCCUUGUGAGCAAUAGCAUCGGCUCCGAUAGUCACGUAACUGACGAGAUCGUCAAUUCUCGUGCCGGUCUGCACGUCCGUGUGGGCAACACCGACACUGAAGAGUGUAUGGUUAUGAUCGACCUGCUCUGUGAGGCAAAAGAACAGUUGUGUAGCACGGUCUGGGUUUUAAGAAGAAACAUCUGCCCUAUUCACAUUUCAACAUCGCCGGCAUCGCUAGUGACAUUGACGUUCUUCAGAUAG